CCUGUGAGUGACCGACCCUUCUGUCCUCGAGUGACAGUAGCUGCUUAAUCAGGCGCUCAAGGUCUAGAGUUUUCUCUGGCACGUUUCUGGACAAUUUCAGGGCAGUAGUCAUGGUGUUCGAAAGAAAAAUGCUCACUAAUGGUGACCCCGAAGACGAGGAGGAGGAUGCCCCUGAAGAGGAAGAAGAGGAGGAAGAAGAGGAGGAAGACCUGGUGGACCCCUUAGAAAAUAUCCGUGCUAAGUGUGCGGAGACAGAACACUGCACACACUAUAAGGAGCGUCUGGAGCUCUGCGAGACCCGGGUCAACUCCAAAUCCCAAACCACAGAAGAGUGCACAGAAGAGCUCUUUGACUUCCUUCAUGCACGUGAUCACUGUGUAGCCCACAAACUGUUCCACAACGUGAAAUGAUCUAUCCAGCAACCACCUGCAUCUGUGUGAUCACUGUUGAUUGUAACAUAAGGAGAAGCAUACUUGCAAAUUGGUAUUCUAUAUUAAUACAUAUUGUAUGACAAUCCCACCAUGACUUUCCACUAUGUACAUUGCAUAUAUUGUGUGAGGCUUUUUGUACAUAGAGUAAGCCCUGCUUUUACGGAGUCAAGAUUUCCGAACUUCAUUGUCGUCAGUUCAUAUAGAAAAAGAACCGGCAUUUCUGCUCAUGCAGAAUUGUGGUUGUGUUUUGUUCCAUUUGGACCGGUAUGAUAAAUAAAAAUUCUCUUUGGUUACCAUU
Messenger RNA from Syngnathus acus (greater pipefish), 729 nucleotides. RefSeq names its product cytochrome b-c1 complex subunit 6, mitochondrial-like. The transcript has 4 exons. Gene Ontology annotation, biological process: mitochondrial electron transport, ubiquinol to cytochrome c. NCBI's taxonomy places the organism in Eukaryota, Metazoa, Chordata, Actinopteri, Syngnathiformes, Syngnathidae. The record is from RefSeq and is a predicted model, not a curated record. Bases 111 to 410 code for a protein of 99 amino acids.